Angiostrongylus costaricensis is the source of this 240-nucleotide messenger RNA. The record is from the annotation of a GenBank genome assembly. Lineage: Eukaryota; Metazoa; Nematoda; Chromadorea; Rhabditida; Metastrongylidae.
CGCGUUCACCACCACACCAUGCGGGUCCUUUGUUUCACCUGUCUCUCAGCUAUUUCUAUCGAUCUUUGCCACAGCAAUCACCCAUGCGUUGACUCAACUGAUGACAACUUCUUCUCGUACAACGCCUGCUGUGAAAACGAGUGCUGCAACCGCUUGAGAUUUUGGGUGAUACCAGCCUGCAUCGCUACAGUUGGAUUUGUGAGUGGCGCCUUCUUCGCGCUUUGCUUCCAGUGUCGAUGA